AUGCAGGUUAUUAAGGCGGACACCAUUGAUGUGGCCGUCGAAAGGAUUCUCCUUGAACUUGGGAAAGACACUACAAGAAGCAGAGAAAAUUCCAUCUACUUUGAUGGCUGGGAUGGUCUCGGGGCAUCUGCCGUCCUGCAAUCCGUAGCCAAACGCCUUGGAGCAUCAAAUGAGCAGUCAAUGAGGCCUGCAGAGCUGCAAUUUGAGAAAAUCAUCCACAUUGACUGCUCAAAGUGGGAGAGCAGAAGAGCAAUGCAGAGGGAAAUAGCAGAGCAGCUGAACCUUCCCAAUUGGGUGAUGGAGAUGUUGGACAAACAAGAUGAGGAGGAUGAUUUCAAUGGGUUAGACCAGGGCUCCCGAACUGAGAUAGCACAAGUUGUCAGAGAGAUCUAUCAAACCACACAGAAUCACAGAUUCUUGGUAAUCCUGCACAAUGGAAGCAGUGAGGAGAUUGAUAUAUUCGAUUUUGGUCUUUCUCUAGAUCGAUAUGCCAAUAGCAAGAUUCUGUGGACUUUCCAAGGGAGGUUCCGGAUUGCUCCCAAGAUGACAGACAGUGUGAAGAAGAGCAGAACAACAGAUGUUAUUCUUUCAGCUUCAAGUGGUGAGCGAGAUCCACGUGAGCAUUGGUUCUAUUUAGUGCGUGAGGAGGCUGCACAAGUUGCCUUCAAUAAGCAUGGUCACUGCAUCAUCGAUCCAGGGAUUGCUACUAACUGUGUUUUGUAUGCACUUAUACUAUCCUGGUUUGGCCUUCGCAUCAAUGACUAUGACUGGGCUAACCACAGCAGUAACUAUUGGGUAUGUGAUGGUGUCAUUGCACUGACAGACAUUGAUAAAGCAUGGCAAGUUGGCAACGUUUUGCAGCAUGAGGUGCCAUUGUUGCACAUUAACACCCGACUCAACAAGGAUGAAUCAGCAGUAAUGGCUUCCUACCACCCAGCAAGGUCGGCUGAGCUCAUGCCGUAUUGGACUACCACAACAACUUCGACUUUUGGAUUUGUAGUGAGCCCAUGUGGUGUUAUCCCCAAUAACACGUUUCGGCACUCACACAGGCUCGGCGUGCUCAAGCUCUCAAGGUGUGCCUUCAGUUUCUCAUCGCCUCCAUUCCUCUAUUGCCAAGGCCUGAGAUUCCUAUGGCUUGACCACUGCCAAGACCUCCCAACGAGAAGCACCACAGAUCAUCACCAUACCGAGGCAGACAAGGAAGAUGAGUUGGACAGCAACACCACAUCAUUAUGGGAAUGCUUCAGAAGCUUGUGGGUGCUUGACCUGCGCUGCACAGAUUGUGAUUGGAUCUUGUCUGCACGGAUGAUGGAUCUCAUGACCCAGCUCAGGGAGCUAAAUGUGAUGGGUGCUGAAAACUUGGACAUGAGCCAUUUGCGAGGACGAAUGCGUAACAUUCGCAAGCUCCGGGUAACAAAGUCCACCUGCUUCUUCAGCAACCACGUGUUCUCAGAAAUGGAAAGCAUGGAGCUUCUAGUAUUUUCAGGAAAUUACCUCGAACAACACAUGCUAAGCUUAUCUGUGUCAGCCAGCAACAGUCGACUUAAAGCUGUCAUUGUUGAUGGAUGUGAUGGGUUAAAAGUUGUCACUUUUAGGGGCUGCAAAGAAUUGGAGAAUCUAUUCAUCAAAGGAUAG
Molecule: messenger RNA, 1635 nt
Organism: Aegilops tauschii subsp. strangulata
Lineage: Eukaryota; Viridiplantae; Streptophyta; Magnoliopsida; Poales; Poaceae
Source: RefSeq, a predicted model, not a curated record